Messenger RNA from Selaginella moellendorffii, 1412 nucleotides. Its product is annotated as tRNA (guanine(26)-N(2)/guanine(27)-N(2))-dimethyltransferase-like. Bases 28 to 1368 code for a protein of 446 amino acids. Gene Ontology annotation, biological process: tRNA N2-guanine methylation. The record is from RefSeq and is a predicted model, not a curated record. Gene Ontology annotation, cellular component: nucleus. The transcript has 5 exons. Gene Ontology annotation, molecular function: RNA binding. Lineage: Eukaryota; Viridiplantae; Streptophyta; Lycopodiopsida; Selaginellales; Selaginellaceae.
UCUCUGCCCUAUACCCGGCCUGGGCAUAUGCUUGUUUCGAUGGCGCUGCCGGUCCCCCCAGAUGGGCUGUCCAGACUCCCCCAGCCGCAGCAACCCACGAAAGAACUACCGAAAAUGGAGCGCGGGCUCAGCUUCACAACCGGGAACGCUUUCUACAGGCGCGAGAGUGCGGUAGGGAGAGACCUGAGUGUUCUAGCGGCCAUAGCCUACAAGAGAGAGCACGGUCAGCUCCGAGCACUGGAUGCUCUGUGUGGGUGCGGAGUGAGAGCAAUGCGGUACCUUGUGCAGGCUAGUGCUGACUUUGUCUGGGCCAACGAUGCCUGCGACCAUCUUCGUCCCGGCAUUCUUGACAACCUGCGAGCUGUAGCUCCUCCUUCCUGUUCUUCUUGUCCUACCGAAAGGUGGAAAGUCAGCACUCAAGACGCCAACAAGCUCCUUCUCGGCUGCUACCUUGCCGACGAUUACUACGACCUCAUCGACGUCGAUUCUCACGGGAGUAACUCCGUCUUCUUUGGCUCUGCUCUGGCUGCCCUCAAACGUGGUGGCCUCGUCUAUGUCACCUCCACCGACGGCUUCUCUUGCAGCAAGCGGCCUUAUAAUGCACUUGCAUCAUACGGAACUUUCACCAGGCGCCUGCCGUUUAUCAACGAGAUCGGGCUGCGAAUGGUCAUUGCUGGCGUCGUGCGCGAAGCUGCCACCCGAAACUUGAGGAUGCGUCCCCUUUUCUCGCACUAUUCUGCCCACGGACCAGUGUUUAGAAUCAUGCUCCGGAUGGAGCACGGCGAACUUGAUCUCCGCACUAACUACGGAUUCAUAGCGCACUGCAGCGAAUGUGGGGCAUUCCAGAGCGUUUCUUGGGACGAACUCGGCCAAACAUCAGCUUGCAGUUGCUCCAAGAAGAACACGUAUACGGGUCCAAUAUGGAUCGGCCCUCUGCACAACAUAGCAUAUGUACAAACAAUGUCACGGUUAGCCAAGGAAUUAAACUGGAUUGCCUCACCUGGAUUUGAUAUGAAGAAACUCGAUCCUGAAACUUCAAAAUUGACCGAGGUGCUAGAUGUAAUGCUGGAGGAAAGCAAUCCAACUUUGCCAUGCGGUUACAUUGGGCUUCACGAGAUUGCAAGCAGAGGAAAGAUCCCAACUCCCAGAAGAGAUACCUUGACAAGGCGACUACAAAAGGUACAUCCGGUCACUCGUGCUGCUGCUGUGAAUCUCUUCUCUCUUUUUUUUUUGCAGGAAGGAUACGUAGUGAGCCGGUCGCAAAUCGAGCCAAACUCGCUCAAAACCAACGCAUCAGUAGCUGAAUGUAUUCACGUAGCGCAGCAACUGUUCGCCUUGCAACACGACAAGCUGUCAAUACAAAGCUAGAAUUUUGUGUCGUACCUUAGCAAUUACCAGCUAUGAUUGUUGCU